AUGGACUCUUCCCUCGAGGCUUCCAAGGGUCGUGUCGGAUUAUCGACCGAACUCACCCUGAACGCCGAGGAGUUCGACGCAUAUGACCUCCAAGAUCCCGUCACAAUCGCAUUCCAUUUGCGUGAGCUAAAUGCGACCAUCGCAUUUGCCGAAUCCCUCGGAACCACUUUAGACAUUCACUUCACAGAACCUGCGGCCCCCUUGUGCAUCGAUGUGGAAGGCCUCUCCAUCGAAGGACUGUUCGUAAUCUCGACCAUUCAGGUCCCCGGAGAAAACCAUGUCACCAUGAGUCAGACUACUGCCACUGCUAAUGGUGUCAAAAAACGUGAACGUGAAGAAACCCCGUACGAGAGUGCAAGAUUCAAGAAGUCCAUGAAAGUGGUGCACACGACUCCCCUGCCGUCGGGCUCCCGAUCCUCUGCAUCCGUCCGUGGUCAGAGCGUUAUGUCUGCGCAGCCCCCCGCCUCCCUUCCAAGAGCAGCCUCCUUCUUUGCUGACAGACCAAACGCGCAGUCAACACCUCGCGACAUGCCCCCACCUCCCCUUCCAAUACGCGGAGAAUACGCUCCUCCUCCACCGGCGAGGCGUGAGGAAUCCGAAGAGCCCCUAUUCCUUCCAGCAUCUUCUCAGCUCUCACAAGCCGAGGUCGAGGUCCUUCGGUCAACCGGAUUGGGAAUCGAGAAUAUGGACGCGGAAGAAUUUGCCAACAUGCUCGAGGGCGAUGGUGAAGAAGUAGCAUUCGACCUGUCUCAGCCGAAUUUCGCCCUGCAAGCCAGUCAGACCGACCCUGGAACUGAAGAGAUAAACAUGGAGUUCAUAUCCACACAAUCAUCAGGUGACAGCGAGUCAAAGGACUUCCAUCCCUUAUUCGAAGAUUGAAUUUGUCCGAAUAGUGAAUGUCAGAAAGGCUAUCCUCCAUAGCCUUCCUUCUGGUACUCGUGUCGCAGGGCAAGCGAAGAAACUCCUCACGGAUCUCGACCGUCAAGUCGUGCUCACUGCAUCUCCCCCUCUUGGACAAGGUUUGAGCACAGCAUGUAUUCCCUGGCACUACCACGCCCGGAAGCCAACAUCCCGUGUCAAAUGCAGAUGUGGAGUACGCUUCUAACCCUCACAACAAGCACUGUGGUUUCCUGAUAAGAGGGUUUAAAACUCCGCGAGGGUGGGGAAGGCUUCCUUGAACGAC
Molecule: messenger RNA, 1183 nt
Organism: Coprinopsis cinerea okayama7#130
Lineage: Eukaryota; Fungi; Basidiomycota; Agaricomycetes; Agaricales; Psathyrellaceae
Exons: 4
Coding region: 1-879 (292 amino acids)
Biological process (GO): cellular response to ionizing radiation; DNA replication checkpoint signaling; mitotic intra-S DNA damage checkpoint signaling
Cellular component (GO): checkpoint clamp complex
Source: RefSeq, a predicted model, not a curated record